AUGAUUCUUCGUGAAAUUCCAAUUCAUAUAUCAGCUGACGAUCAACAUUUGAUUCCACCAUCGGGAGCAAUAUUCACAACAACGACAACAGCAACAACAACAACAACAACAACAACAACAACAUCAACGACACUGUAUUCAUCUAAUAGCCGAUCUGUGCCAACUACAGACAGAACAACAACAACAACAACAACAACGGCAACGACACUUUAUGUAUCUGAUAGCCGAUCUGUGCUAACAACAACAACUACAAGUUAUUCUUACGAUGUGUCAUCCACCGCAGACACUACCGAACCUUCAUCAUCUUCGGAGUAUUUAGAGUCAUUUGAACAUGAUAGCUCAUACAGAGUAGAAGCACUGAAAAUAUUAUUUGAUACAUCAGCAGUGACAAUGGAUACCUGUGAUAAAACCUCAUCUAGUUGCUCGUUCUCACAUUCUUCGAAUAAUGGUCAAACUUCAACAUUCUCAUCUUGGUUUGCUCUUUUUGUACCAUUGUUCUUCUUUAUGAUAGUAUAUUAA
Molecule: messenger RNA, 519 nt
Organism: Adineta steineri
Lineage: Eukaryota; Metazoa; Rotifera; Eurotatoria; Adinetida; Adinetidae
Source: the annotation of a GenBank genome assembly